Hydractinia symbiolongicarpus is the source of this 2752-nucleotide messenger RNA. RefSeq lists its product as uncharacterized. Bases 288 to 1523 code for a protein of 411 amino acids. The transcript has 5 exons. NCBI's taxonomy places the organism in Eukaryota, Metazoa, Cnidaria, Hydrozoa, Anthoathecata, Hydractiniidae. The record is from RefSeq and is a predicted model, not a curated record.
GACAGUGCCAAUGUGCUAACUAUAAAAAAUUUUCCGAGCUCAACUACUAACGUUUUUCCGUUUUUACCGAUUUCAUAAAACUUCGUAAAAAAUUACUUUUGGUUUUUUAAUGACAACAUUAUCAUUAACUGUCCUUGUAAAUAGCAAUUUUAAUAACAUCUCUGACAAAACAAAACAUGUAUUAUGUAGAAUGUUGCAAGCUGUUGCUGACAUAACGUUUACCAUGUGUUGUUAAUUAUUUAAAGUUUAAAGAAAAACAGAGAAACAAAGAGAGUUUCAUAUGCGUCAUGAAGCUAGGGAUGUUAGUUUUGUUUAUAUCUUCUUUCAAUGCGUGGUAUGUCAACGGGAAAUGUCUUAAGCAGCCCUUCACAUUAUUCAAAUCGUACUUCGAAGUGCACACAUUAAAUGAAGAGGAGUGCGUCGAAAAAUGCGAUAGUAAUCCUCUAUGCUAUGCAGUAACAUGCAAAUCUGAUGAAUUAGCACCAGAUGGAAACAAUUGUUUUCUGCAUCGAACAACUAUCAAAUUACAGAAAAAAUAUCAUGGAUACACUGGAUAUAUCUGCAAGGAGGAUUGCCAAAAAGAUGGUCAACGAUUCACCAGUCAAAUGCAUCAAAUAUCACAAAGUUGCAAGAAUUGCACGUGCACGCUUCUUGGGCAGGUGGCAUGCCAAGACGUUCAAUGUCAAACUACCUUGGAAGAUUGUGUUGAUCCACAAGUUAAAAUAACGUAUUAUGCGUCAAUAAGUCCAAAAUGUCUUUGCAAAAAACAAGUUUGUAGCGUGCCAGGGAGUUUUACCAUUAAGACUAUCCGAAAUCGAAACGUGCUUCUAACAUGUUCAAUUCGAAAUGUGCCUUGGUCAUUUGAGGGUAAAAAUAUUCAAAAGAGUAAAAAAUACGCGAUGAACGAAACCAGCCUAAUGAUAAGAAACAUAGAAUACUCGGAUAACGAAACAUACACCUGCAACGAUGGCAAAUUGUAUUUUCUAAGAGUGAUUGAAGAUAAGACCUUAUCUCUUGAUCAGAACACCAAACAGAGGAAAAGUAUUUCAAAAAUUGUAUACAUUGUGGUUCCUAUAGUGGUGGUUGUUUUGAUUGCGGUUGUAGUGAUGUUAUUCUUCGCUAAAUACAAACAUAACCAAAGCAAAGAGAAGAAGGAAGCUUGGAAUAACAAUGAAUCACUAAUUAAAAGAAAAGAAGCUGCCUACGUUGAGCUCACAGGUGUAGGGAAGGAGAGUGAGUAUUCAAAACUAAACGCUAGUACAUUGUCAGGCUCGGGAAAUGAACCUCACAUAACGAAUGCAUGUGGUUACGAAGUUUCUCCUGAGUUGGUUGAAGAUGAAACUGGAAAAGAUGGAAAAGGUUUCAUUCAGUUCGAAGCAAGGCAAGAAGGUCUUCAAGAUUUAGAAAAAUCAACAAAGCAAUAUAUUGAUUUACCACCAUAUAUUAGUGCAGAGGAAAACAAAAGCACAAAUAAAUUUGCUGGUUACGAAAUAUCGCCUGAGCUGGUGAAGGAAAGUUUUUGAAAGUUCGGCCUGAAGUAAAGACUGAAGUCGUGUCUUUGAAUAACUGAAGAUAUAAAAUUCAAGUCAAUCAUGAACAGACUGCGUACUCUCUUAUUUUGGCUUUAUUUUUGAGCAGUAUUUUCCAGCAUUCCAGAGCUUAAUGGAUACUGAUGUACAAGAAGCCAAUGGACUUUAAGAUUACCGUCAUUAGAAUAAAGGUAAAAGUCUACUUCGAUCUUUUAGCACGUCGGUUUAAGGAGCACACAGCACAGUGCUCAAUAUUGUGCUAUAUGUUUAUGAGCGCUGAAAAAGCUGCAGGUGUACAAUAAUUAAUUUUGACCAAUGAGUUUGCUUGAAUCACCGCAAUUUUUAGUAUGUGCUCGCAUUUUUUUUGUCAGUAAACUUGGUGCUGCUAGGACGCACGACCGCACCGCGUCGCGCUAUGUACAUCGUGCUUUGCGAUCGAAGUGGAUUUUUGCUUUAAUAGAUGUUUUCUUACUAGAACAACUAAAGUCUAACCUGUCCCUUUUUUAGCCUGAUUUUAGCCUGUAGUAACGCAACUUUUAUUUUUACUUAUGGAUUUUUGAACAAUACAAUCAGCUACGUCACAAUUGCACUGAAAAAUAAAUACGUGACGACAUUUUAAAUAAAAAAAGAUUUCGAAAUGUUGAUAAUUAAUUACUUCUAUAUGAAAUUGCUUUGUGAAAAAAAGAACAUCAUUCAAAGCCGUAGCAAAAAACAAAAUUGUUUUUGUUAUAGAUUUCGUUCGGGAGUUAUUAACCCUCGGACCUCGAAGCUAUUCUAUUGGGGUCGCAGCAAAGGGGAGGUACUGGCAUGUUAGCUAUAACCCGUGACCUCUUAUCUUUGAGAUAUCAAAAUAUAGGCAAGUAAACUGAAAUUUCUAUUGGAUUUCAAAAUUGCUUAACAGUGAAUGAGAUAAGUAUAUCAUAAAGUCAACAAGAAGAAAAAGUCAAAACAAAUAAAUAAAUAAAUAAUGAAAUGGUUAAACGUCAUUUCGUGGUACAAUCACUUAAGAAAGCAUUAAAUGAAGCUGAAUUAUUUUAAUAUUGUAUAACGGUUAUUGAAAUUAAAAUUAGUUUUAUAAUUUUGUGUUUAGCUCAUGCAUAUUCAGAACCUUUUGUAAUUUACAACUGAUUUGCUUUCGUUUGCCAGAUCGAAAGGUAGAUGUUCUUCUCAAUAACACCAGCGCACUCAAGAAUGAAUUGAAAUGUAAGAUUAAGACACCAGUC